GAAGUCUGUGUCACCUUCCUCUACCUCGUGUUGCUCUUCUGCCAGCUGAUUAUAGGCUGCCUUCUCUCAUGUGCGCUCUCAAAGCAGGAGGCUGUGAGCUCAGUCACUAGGUCCCUCCCAGGAGGCACAGCCGUACAAGCUGGGUGGAUUCCCAACAGCCAAACUUCAGGCUUCUUUCUAGCCAUUCUCAGAGCGUGAGCCUGACUCACAGCAUCCCAGGUUGCAGGCUCCCUCCUUCGCACAACUUGAUCUUGUAGAAACAGCUGCAUCCCUCAUGACACAAUGGCAAUGCCAUCAAACAACACAGCCUUAACCGUGAUCCUCUCAAAAUUGUUAGAAGACUACCUAGAGAAGAAAACCCACCCCACACCUGUACCCUUCAUUGAUUCUAGUGACCAUCUGGAAGUAGUGUUUAUACUUCUGCUGCUUGGAUUUUUUGGAUUCAUCACCUUUGGGGUCAUGAUUAGCUAUAUCCGCUCCAAAAAGCUGGAACAUUCCAAUGACCCCUACAAUAUCUACAUUGCCACUGAUCUCUGGCAGAAGAGGGAUAAAUCCAACUUUCAGGCCAAAAUAGUAGAAAAUUAUAAAUCAUGUUGUAUAUGGGAAAAUGAGCAUGCUGUCGAACAACCUACUAAUCGUAUCCCUGAAGUGAAAUCUUAAUAACAAGAUGGUCAGCCUGUUGAAGAGACAUUGUGCCAAAAGUACCAAAGAGUACCAAAGAAACAGCAGUUGGACAAUACAUUUCAAAAGUAAAGGGAUAGAAGCUAUAACCUCUAUUAUUGCCUCCCCUGAAUUGGUGCCAGACUAAUGUGUUGAAUGACAUCUUCUAUCAAUUCCUGAACAUGAUGUGAUUACUGUAUAAUAGAAGGAAUUGUUAUUUGAAGAGCUCAUCAUGAGGCACCAUGUUGGGAAAGGCAGCUGUUCUAACCUAAACAGUAAAAUAUAGGAAGUAUUUUUAAGCUACGGUUUAUCCCAGCAUAGUUUUUUCCAUUUCAAAAUUCUGGCUGUAUUGUGACUAGAUCCUUGUUCUAGACUUCAUUCUUAUUAACAAAACAACAAGCAUGAAAAUGUUGCUUCAGCUUGAUAUUUUGCAGGUAUCUCCAUCUCACCAACAGAAAACAUGAAGCUGAUUCAUAAGAGAUGGAGAAAGACCAAUAUAGUUUAAUAUGUCACAUAAUUUGUGUAUAAAUCCAGAUGGUCAGCCAAAUGGCUUUUAACCAGUUAAAAUUUAUGGCUGGGGACAGAUUUGUUUAAAUUUAGGAUAUAUUUUUUUUUAAAAAAAAUAGGAUUAAAAAAACACUUUUAAAUUUAGGAAAUACAGAAACAGCCAUUAGCAACUGUUCAGUUUUGCAAAAUAUGAAUUUACAAGGGAAAAUGUAGAGAGAAAGAGGAGCAGGAGCUAUAAUUAAACAGCUACAUUAUAUAGCUAAGAGCACUUCAAUACCAAUAUUGGACAC
Notechis scutatus (mainland tiger snake) is the source of this 1457-nucleotide messenger RNA. It is a transcript of the gene KCNE1, whose product is annotated as potassium voltage-gated channel subfamily E regulatory subunit 1. NCBI's taxonomy places the organism in Eukaryota, Metazoa, Chordata, Lepidosauria, Squamata, Elapidae. Gene Ontology annotation, biological process: regulation of heart rate by cardiac conduction; potassium ion export across plasma membrane; regulation of ventricular cardiac muscle cell membrane repolarization. The record is from RefSeq and is a predicted model, not a curated record. Gene Ontology annotation, molecular function: transmembrane transporter binding; voltage-gated potassium channel activity involved in ventricular cardiac muscle cell action potential repolarization; potassium channel regulator activity. Gene Ontology annotation, cellular component: membrane; voltage-gated potassium channel complex.